UGGAGCAAACACGCGGUUCCGUGUGCGUUUCAGUCUGUCCGCGGAGGCCUUUAAACUACGCCCACAUCAUUUCGCCCCGCUUUUAGCACACAGCCACACACCCCAACCCACGGGAACCGAACGGACCUCUGUCACGCAAUAUCUUCAAUCGCAUCUCAUACGGGUCAUGACGCUGGAAGCGAUCCGGUACCGGUCCGGGUCUCUGCAGAUCCUCAACCAGCUGCUGCUGCCGCACGAGACCGUGUUCGAUGAGAUCCGCUCGGUGCGGGACGGAUACGAGGCCAUCAAGAGUAUGAAGGUGCGCGGCGCUCCUGCUAUCGCCAUCGUGGGGUGCCUGAGCCUUGCAGUGGAGCUGCGGGCUGGGGCCGGGGGUGACGACCUCGUUUCCUUUAUCAGGGACUCUCUGUGUCACCUGACGUCCGCUCGACCUACGGCGGUCAACAUGGGUCGAGCCGCCCGCGAGCUGAUGGAGUUCACAGAGAACGAGAGCAUGGAGAAAAACACAGAACAACUGAGAGAGAGUGUGAUUGGCUGGAUUGAGGAGAUGCUGGAGCGAGACGUGAACGACAACAAAAAAAUCGGGAAUUACGGCGCCCAGCACAUCCUGUCGGGAGUUCCACGAGAUUCCGUUACAGUCCUCACACACUGUAACACCGGAAGUCUGGCUACGGCAGGAUACGGCACAGCUCUCGGAGUGGUACGGUCGCUGCACGCACUCGGCCGUUUGAAGCGUUUGUACUGCACAGAAACGAGGCCUUACAAUCAAGGGGCCAGACUCACGGCAUACGAAGCCGUCGCGGAGGGAUUCCCCGCCACCCUCAUCACAGACAGCAUGGCUGCGCUCGCCAUGAGGGAAAAGGGAAUCACAGCUGUCGUUGUCGGAGCAGACAGGGUCGUUGCCAACGGCGACACGGCGAACAAAGUGGGCACGUAUCAGCUGGCUAUCGCCGCAAAGCAUCACGGUGUACCGUUUUAUGUGGCGGCGCCCAGCACGUCCUGUGAUUUGAGUUUGGAGAGCGGUCGUGACAUCGUGAUUGAAGAACGUCCACCCGAGGAACUCACCAGCAUCAAUGGAGUUCCUGUAGCAGCACCCGGUAUCGACGUUUGGAACCCAUCGUUUGACGUAACCCCUCACCAGCUGAUCACAGGCGGCAUCAUCACCGAGCUCGGUGUGUUCCUGCCGUCCGAACUCCAGGCCGCUCUGACGGGCAGACUCACCGCUCUAUCUGAUCUGGGAUCAGUGCUGUGAUAUGGUCAGGGCUUCUGCUCCGUGUUACUGAAUGUAACCCUCACUGCCUUACGAGACCAGCACAAACACACCGCCCACUGAUGUCUGAUUGGCUGCCUGAGACGGAGCAACGCCCCAUCUCAGAGCUAUGCUGCCACCUAUGGCUCUUUGAAAGCAACAUAGCAACAAGAUCAUAUACAUCUAUGAAAAUAAACAGGAUUUAUCUAAUUCUUAAUGUUCCACGCAUCAUUUUUUUCUGAUUAAAGGAAUAGUUCACCCCGAAAUGAAAAUUAGCGUAUGUUUUACUCCUCUUCAAGCCAUCCUAUGUGUACAUUACUUUUUUCUUAAAGCCAAACACAGUCUGAGUUAUAUUAAAUAAUAUCUUGACUCUUUUCAGCUUUAUAAUGGGAUUGGAUAGUGCCCCAUUCUUAACCUGACCUCACGGCAUAGUUUAUAAAGUUUGAAUUAUAAAUAUUUCCUUACAAAAUUCAUCGCUUUGCCUCGGAAAACAUGUAAUAACCGUAUGGAUUAGUUUAUGAUGGUUGAGUGCUGUUUUUGUAGCUUUAAAAGUGUGACAUUAGAAAAGCUAACAAGAUCUAUUAAAUAAAAUAACUCAGACUGUCUUUUGCUGAAAGUUAAAAGUCAUGUACACCUAGGAUGGCUGGAGGGGGGUAAAAUAUGAGUAAAUUUUUUAUUUUGAAAUGAACUAUUCUUAAAAUGUGGGUGAUAGCUUCAGAUCACACAUGGUUUUGAAUGGAAAUAUUUAUUUUUAUGGUUUAAUCUGUCUAAGUGAAGAGAUGUAGCAUCAAAACACUCGGAGCAGCUGUAAAUGUGUCAAUUAUUUUUCACCAUUAUAAAAUCCUCUUAUUUUGUCAUAAUACAGCUCGGAGAAAAACAUCUUUUUGACAGAUUAAUUUGAAUAUCGGACUGAAACUAUGAAUGUGGAAGUAUGGAAGAGUCAUUCUAAAGAAGUAUGCAUAUGAUGUAUGCAUUAAAUGUAGCAUUGUUAUAGACCAUGCGUGUAGUUUUGUAAUGUUCUGGAGGUACGAGGUUUUGUUCGACUUCACAUCAUGUUUUUGUUUUUUGACUCUGUGAGCUGUUGAUUUCUUUUAUGUAUAUUUAUACACUGUAUAUCCAUAAAUUGUGAUUCUUGGUGAUGAAACUGUUGUUUAAAAGCUUUUAUUGAGAGGACCUCUAUAGACAGGACAGGCCACUCUGAAAGGUAGAGAAUGAAUGAAUUCUAGUUUUGGAUCUAGAAAAUUCAAAGAUUGCACAGAUUCAACUUACAAAAGUAUUAAAUAAUAAAAAGCUAGAUUUGUUCAGUCUGGCUUUGAAACACUUAACACGCAUGGCAUUGCUCGUGUACUAUAGACGCUAUCUAACAAGUGGCCAGUUUACAACUAGGCUGUUAAGCCGAAGCUGUGAACUUGCAUAGAUUAUCGGUCGUAGUCAGAAAAUGAUAGCAAUAGAUUGAGUGUUUUUAUUUGACGCCAGAAAAUCUAAAUACGGAAAGAUGCAUGCAUAGACAAAGCUAAAGGCUUCAGAUCUGCUUCAUAGUUUUAGUUUGCUCAUAUUUUUUUCAUGUGCUUUAGUGUUGUGUGAUAAACUUCUCACAACAUCUGGUGCCAAAACGACAAUGUGACUGUGAGUUUGUGACCGAUGGGAAAUGUGAUGAGUGGACCGAUGUCAGUCUGUGAGGACCUCUUUGUGUUUCUGUUCUUACUACUCUGAUUGAUAAUAAUCACAACUUGGUUUGAUUUUGUAUUCUGUGGAAAUAGUUGAAGAAAAACUAUUAGGCUGGAUGUUUUUUAUACAUAUAAAUAUAAUGCUGUAUACAACAUGCAUAAAUUGAGAUGUCUCUUCCACAUCAGAACAAUAAACAGAGAGAACCAAACAUU
Messenger RNA from Paramisgurnus dabryanus, 3126 nucleotides. RefSeq names its product methylthioribose-1-phosphate isomerase 1 (gene mri1). Gene Ontology annotation, molecular function: S-methyl-5-thioribose-1-phosphate isomerase activity. NCBI's taxonomy places the organism in Eukaryota, Metazoa, Chordata, Actinopteri, Cypriniformes, Cobitidae. The record is from RefSeq and is a predicted model, not a curated record.